AUUUAGUUCAAGUUCAAACACCAAACGUGUCGUUUAAGUAAAAUAUUUGUUUAUAUUUUUGCUUUUCUUCUUGAACUCUUUGGUUUUUCAGACUCUUGUGGAGUGUUCAAAAUGGUCUAUUUAAGUCGCCCUUGGACCCCUGCCAUGAAUCCUUUCUACAUUGGCCCUUAUCCGAGAUGCGCCGUUUGUCCGUGUGACUUUGACAUUUAUAAAGGAUAUACACCCGGUGGCUGGCAUAGUCAAUGUUAUCACAGCUAUUAAUAAUGAACCCCUGCUAAAGAAUCAAACAAGAAGUCAAGAAGAAACAGCUUUAAUAAAUGUGAAAAAUAACAAAAAUGAAAAACAA
Drosophila suzukii is the source of this 346-nucleotide messenger RNA. RefSeq lists its product as uncharacterized. The record is from RefSeq and is a predicted model, not a curated record. NCBI's taxonomy places the organism in Eukaryota, Metazoa, Arthropoda, Insecta, Diptera, Drosophilidae.